Molecule: messenger RNA, 1433 nt
Organism: Scatophagus argus
Lineage: Eukaryota; Metazoa; Chordata; Actinopteri; Scatophagidae
Exons: 4
Coding region: 277-1203 (308 amino acids)
Source: RefSeq, a predicted model, not a curated record
UUUGAACAUUUGGCGCAUGUGCAUAUCGCGUCACUCUCAUCUGUAAAGUGAACCACAAUGAACUGGAAAUGGUUGUCAAAUAAAUGAAAUGACUGUCUUCUUUUAAGUAUAAUUCGCCGUGGAUCAUCACUGAUAAGUUUGCCACGACAAGAACCUGAAUGGGUGGGACCAGCGUUUUUCUUCAGCCAAGAACCUAACAAGCUUGCUGACUUUAGCUUCAGGCUCACACACACAGCAUCUGUAGCUGUUUAUGAUAUAGCAGCGCUCACGGUAGCAAUGUAUUUCCUCUACUCUAUCCUCGCUUCUUUGGUGUUCUUUUUUAUUUUGAAAUGGAUGAAAAAAAGAAAGUAUUGCACUGACCUUAAAAGACUUGAUGGGAAAACAGUUCUUAUAACAGGUGGGAAUUCUGGCAUUGGCAAGGACACAGCUGUUGCCUUGGCAAUGAGAGGUGCCCGGGUCAUCAUCGCUUGCAGAGACGUGGACAAGGCCGAGAAGGCUGUGAGGGAGAUCAAGUUCAAGAGUCACAGCCUUAAUGUCCUUCACAUGGAGCUGGAUCUGGCCAACCUGCGCUCUGUAAGGGAAUUCUCUAAGAAGUUCCUGCAGAGAGAGAAGAGGCUUGACAUCCUGAUUAACAAUGCAGGCAUGCCCGGUGUCCUCGACUGGACAGACGAUGGCUUCAGCAUGUGUUUUGGCGUAAAUCACUUGGGUCACUUCCUCCUAACCAAUUUGCUACUGCCACGCCUGAAGGAGUGUGCCCCCAGCCGGGUGGUCACUCUCACAUGCUCCACCUACAAAUACCAGAAACUGGACUUCCAGGACCUCAACUACAAUUUGCUCCCCUUUUUCACCUACUGCAGAAGCAAGCUGGCCAACAUCUAUUUCAGUCAGGAACUGGCCCGCAUCACAGAGGGGAAAGGUGUGACCUCCUAUGCUGUGCACCCUGGUUUUGUCCAGAGUGGUUGGACGUGCCACUACUCCAUCCUGUUCCGGAUGCUGAUGCAGGUGAUCAUGUGGAUGUUUUUUGUACCGUGUGAGAUCGGAGCUCAGACUGUCAUCUUCUGUGCUGUGUCAGACGAAGCUGCCAAACACAGCGGGGGUUACUUUGUGGACUGCAGACCAGCUACUCUGCGUCCGUUUGCAAAAGAUGCAGGUGUGGCAAAGAAACUGUGGGAGGCCAGUGAGAGACUGGUGAAACUGGCCUGAUGGUGGGGAAACUGGUUCUUUAUUUAUUUAUUUUUUUAUUUGACAAAUUAUUUAUGGUCAUGGUUUUUUCUGUUUAUCAUGUUCAUUAACAUUUCUGUUGUGUACAGUGCAGAUGUUUUAUUAUGAGCUUGUGUAUUUUAAGAGCCAAUUUUUUUGUUGUUGUUUUUCAACAACACAACUUAUGGAUUGAUUUAUGGAUCAUUGUAUGCCCAAUAAAAGACUUACUUUAG